Messenger RNA from Brassica rapa (field mustard), 4185 nucleotides. RefSeq names its product auxin-responsive protein SAUR71. Lineage: Eukaryota; Viridiplantae; Streptophyta; Magnoliopsida; Brassicales; Brassicaceae. Gene Ontology annotation, biological process: response to auxin. The record is from RefSeq and is a predicted model, not a curated record.
AACCUCAAUGGGGAAAGUUUUAAAAGUUCCGAAAUCAUCACUCAAUAUUCACCACACAACAUAACAAAUUUUUUACCUAAAACAUCUAGUAAUGCAAAAAUAAUCAACACGAAACAAGAAUGAAUCUCGACGGUGUCAACAUGAGAUCAUGCCCCCUCAUGCGGUCUCCCAUGUCUCUCAUGUUCUCGCUUGAGAAAUCACCACUUCACGUGGUCUCCGUGAAUUCCACGCCUGAAGGCGACACGCAACUUCACUUGGUCCCGUGUGAUCCGUACCACCACUUUCACACGAUAACGCCACCUCACCCGGUUUCCACGUAAUAUGUGCUACCACAUUCUUUACUUCACACACAGGAAUGCACGGCGCAUGCCUCCUCCGGCGAUGAAUCAUCCCACCUCACGCGGUCUCCACAUGAUCCAACAAAAAACGAUGGAACACUCGAGAUGCACUCCAUCAUGUUGCACACGUAGUAGGCUUAAAGCCCUUUCCUAUAUCAUAUACACAUGUUUAUUCUCCACACAAUGCAAACACCUGCAUACAAGUCUCAGUCAUUUUACAACCAAAUUGUUUUUUAGCAACUCAUGAGUAGGUGUAGGUGUCCACACAUUACAAUAGAAUAUAUAUGUGUAUGUAUAUAUGAUAGUUCACUUAUCAAACAACUACAUGUAUAAUUAUAGAUAACAUGUAGGUACGAAUGGUUUAAAUAUAAACUUUUACUAUCAAAGUUAAUGAUACAUGAAUGAUAAGUAAGCUAAGUGUUGUUUGUGCAAAAUUAAUACCCAAGUGUUGUUUGCGCAAAAUUAUUCUUGAAUUAAUUGUUGCAUGCACAAAAUUAGAUUUGAAAUAGGAAAACUAACGAUUUUAAUCCAUUUGUUAACGUUUGGCUAUUUUUCAAUUUUGCGCAGACAACGAUUCGUUCAGAAAUAAUUUUGCAAGUAAUACUUGGAUAUUAAUGUACCAAUUGAAAAUAGUUGGACACAUUAUUAUUAUGAUCUGUAGAAGUAAGUCAAAAUAUCAAUUAAUUUCUUAAAAUUCGAUUUAAUAAAAUUUAUCAAGUUAAAUGAAACCAAUUAGAGAUAUAUACAGGGUUUUUGCGAGGAUGUAUAUAUUAUUAUAAGACAAGUAUAUAUAUAUAUAUUAUAUUGCUAAUGCACAACAUAGAUUGUCUAAAGCAGAGAUCUACAACAAUCUUUUUUUUGUCAAGAUCUACAACAAUCUAUAUAAGUCAUAUCUUACUUUAUUUUAUUUUUAAUUUUAGGAAAAAUAAUUAUUUAAAUAUGGGAAAGCUUAUACUCAUUUGUGUUAUAUAUAAUUACUGCAAAAUAUCUAAUAUUACCAGCAUUAGAUAUAACAUCAUGUACUUUACGUUUGUAAGAUCACUCAUAGAUUGAUUUGGAUCUUUGUUUUAAAUAACUGUAUGUUGUACAUAAGCUAUACGAUACAUAUAUAUUUGUCUUGGAAUAAUAUAUACUAAAUUUUUAUCCGUGCGGAAUAAUAAUUUGGUAAAUUUUUUAUAUAAUUGAAUUUUUUUCAUAACAUUUGUAACCCGAAGUCUGAAUCAAAUCCAAACAAAAAAAAUUCUGAUUUGUACUUAGUCUGAAAUGUCAGAAUGAGUCUCGUAGGAAGGAAAAAACAUAUUCGAACCCGAAAUGUUAUUAGCCAAACCCGAAAAAAUGCACCAAAGAGGUGGUCACUGAGAAGACAAUUAUCAAGCCUAUUUUUCAAAAAGUAAAGAUAGUUAUAUUAAAUUUUGCAUGAACAUAAUUUUAUAAAGAUAAGAUAAUUCAUUUACAUAACCCAUUCCCUAUUAAUUUUAUUUAUACUUUAAAGCUUAAAUUAUGGUACAAAAUUAUUUUUGAUUUUUAUGUUUGUCAAAAUUUAUUUUGAUUAUUAUAUAAACUAAAUAUAUGUCAUUCCGUCCAUCUCAUAUAUACUUGAUAAAUAUAUUGAAUUAUUUUUAAUAUUCUAAUUUAAAUAUGUAAAUUAAAAUAUGAAUGAAAUUAUUUAUUAGUUUAUAUAUCUUUCUUUAAUAUUUUGUUUUAAAAUAUUUUAUAAAAUUCAUGAAUAUGUGUUAUUCUUUAAUUUUAUAAUUUAUAAAAUAGUUAAUAAAUUGAUUAAAUUACUUUAUAUUUAUAAAUUUUUGUAGUAAUUUAAUUAUUUAUAUAAAUUAUUUAUAUAAAAAUAUUAUAGGAAUGUGAUUUCUUGUGUUUUUUUUUGAAUUUUUGCCAUUUACAAGAACGACCCUUUUGGCCCCUGUAUUUAUGAUCAAAUGAAAUUUGGUCUAAUAAGUCUCUAAUGAUAAUGAAAGAGAACAAUUUUUCUGCUUAAAGCUCGAUUGCUAAGAUUCACACCAUCGUCGUCAUCUAAAAUAUGUAAUUUACUCUUUGUAGAACUAUGUUAUGUUGGAAUACUAUUUUAUAUAAAAGUGAUUCAACUUUCUAGAUUCACCUUAAACCACAUGUCUUGUAAUUGGCAAAUACUAGUUGCUAAUCAAUAUUCAGCUAAGAUACCAGUUUCAUUAGCAAGAAAAAUCUCAGAACUUGCAUAUCACAUUCUAGGGUUGAGUUCUGGUAGUGUCUAUUCGUAUUUUUCUUUUGAAAAUAAAAGUAUACCAUAUUUAAAAAAAAUAUAUUUAAAUAGGAUUAGUGUGUAUUCCUGGUUUUCAAACGUAUAAAUAAUCAUUAUACUUUUCAAUCAAGUAAUAGAUAAUUAUAAACAUCUAAUAUGGAUACUUUAGAUAUUUUACUUAGUAGAAAAUGUAAUUUUCAAAUAAGUUAAAUGAAGGUGUAGUUUUCAGCAUAAAUUCUCUUCUCGAAGUAUUUUUCCAAAUUUCCCCAAAUGAAUAACCAGUUAAAAAUAAUUUUAGUUAUUUUUUUAUAUUGCCAUCUUUGGUAGCGGUUUACUAGGGUAGCUGCUGUAAUUUUAUAUGUCAACUGAUAAAGUAACAAAUUAAAAAAAACUAUUUAAAAUUAAUUAUUUGUCGGAUGCUGACUUUUCUGUUAUUUAUAGAUAAAUUUCAUGGAAAAUGUGGGAAACAUGUCUCUUUAUUAUUUCCUCUCUUCUUUAACUAUGAGUAUGCCAUUGUUUAAUUGGACAUUUGGACUAGAAGCAAACUCGAACAUCAACGGCAAACGAAAAAGGGUAAUUAAAAAAACAAAUCUUAUCUGCCGAAAAGAGAAUAUAGUAAUAGUUUGACCCCAUUUUACAGAUUUUACAGAAAACAAGGUAUAUACUAAUCUUUGAGAAUCAUUCAAAACCAUUUAUAUUCCCUUGAAAUGCUUAAAUAUAUUUUUAAAACCCCGUAUACACCUUGGAAAGGCGACUAAACCCUUUCCGUUGACAAACUGAAUAAAACAAACAUACCAGAUCACAAAUAAUAAGCUUGUAAAGAUAUGUUUAUUUAUCAAGAACUAUAUUAUAAAAGCUCAAUUAUUAGACCAUGACUUCGUAUAUGGUGAAGUAAGGUUAAAUGGAAAAGUUAAGCCGCCUCUUCUAAUUGUCAAAUUCUUCAAAGUAAACAUAUCUCUUCUUUGAUAAAAAAAACAUACCUCUUCUAUAUAUAUGAGAUAUUCAAGAAACAUAUAACUAUCAAGCCAAAAACAAAAAACAAAUGUCAGAUGGAACUUGGGGCCUGACCCAUAAACAUUUUCGCGAUUCUGGAUUCUAACCUCCUCAUAAGAAGAGUGCUAUGCUAUAAUGGAGAGUCCGAUAAUGAAGACAUGGAGAAAAAUAAAGACUUUUGGCCAAACGAGCUCUUCAACCAGGGCUUCGUUCACAAGGAGCAAGACUUGGAAUGGCUCUGCUCAUCAUGAGGAUGCUAAGAACAGCGAAUCCAUAGGAAAGAUCAAGAAAAAUUGUUUCACUGUUUACGUUGGUCCCACGAAACAGAGAAUCGUGGUGAAAAUGAAACUUUUGAACCAUCCUUUGUUCAAGAACUUGUUAGAAGCCGCAGAAAAUGAAUAUGGAUAUAGACGUGAUGGGCCCAUUGUUCUUCCGUGCGAGGUUGACUUCUUCUUCAAGGUUUUGGCUGAUAUAAAAUCUGAUGUUCAUGGUGAUGAUAAUGAUGACGAUGAUGAUGGUUUGAUUAGUCCUCCGAUUUGCGGGUGGGGUAGUCCCAGCAUGAGAAGGAACGGUUCGUACAAGCUUCUUCGAUCUCCAUCCUUGUUCAAGUUGAAUAGAUUUUGA